Molecule: messenger RNA, 759 nt
Organism: Protopolystoma xenopodis
Lineage: Eukaryota; Metazoa; Platyhelminthes; Monogenea; Polystomatidea; Polystomatidae
Source: the annotation of a GenBank genome assembly
UACCUCAAACUUAUGAACGUCGCUGAGUGCAUCACUUGCCUCCUUCUUCCAUUUGCUUGGCCACACGUUUACGCUCCAAUCCUGCCUGCCUCUCUGAGUCACUUUGUCGAUGCGCCCGUUCCCUACAUUAUGGGAAUUAAGUUGGCUCCUGUAGCUUGUUCAAGGCCUAUAGCCAGUGCUGUUGCAUCCUCUCCAACCGUCGCUGCCGGCACUUUAGCGGCAUCAGUAUCAGCAGCAAUUGAUGCUAACCACAUGAUUUAUUCAGCCUCUGGGUCGCGCGGACCAUCAUAUUCAGCUAAUCUAGGCUACAAUGCUAAACGCCCUGCUGGUUGCAGUCCCUCUAACUCCUUAACUGCCUUUCCUGAAAAUUUUAUAGAGCCAUCAUCUUCAUCCUUCAGCCUGGCUGGCCCAAACUGCUCAUCUCGGAUGUUUACUGGUGGCGACGAUAGCGAAUAUGGUGGUGAGCUCUGUUGUCUUGAUGCGGAAGGACAAUGUCAGGAAGCGUUGGUUGAGUCGGAUAAAGAAAAGAGGGGGGAAGAUGGUGAUGAAUUUUGUGGAUAUGACGAGACUGAAGAGGAAGAAAGUGCGGAAGAUGCUAGAAUUUUGGAAAGUGUAGACAAAGACUUAGAUGUGACUGGUUCAAUAAACACAACCUCAGCCACCAUGUUUGGCGCCGAGAAUCAUCUGGCUACUUUUGGUCCGAUGCGUCAGCACAGCCUGGGAAACGAAGCUUUUGAGCUCACUUGCGAGGUGCCUUAA